AUGAAAAUUGCUCGUUAUAUACUUGAACAACUUUUUAAAUGUUGCUUUGAAUUUGUUCAGUUAGAUAAAGUUAUAUUUAAUCCUCAAAUGAUUAAAUUAUUGUUUGAUGAAAACAAAACAAAUAUGCCUCUACAAAUACACUCUCUUAGUGCUCAUCUAUUCGUUUUAACGAAAUCCGAUAAUUGUUUAUUGGAAUUUAUUUUAAAUCAUCUGAUUUCUAAAGAAUUUACUGUGGAUUUUUGGAAAUUCAACAGAAGAAUGCAAAAUAUAAAUAUUUUAUUUGGAAUUUUGACUAAAGGAGAAGAUGAAUUUGGUGUAGUUUCUUGUCGACAUGUUCCAUUACAAUUUUAUAAUAAUAUUAUAAAGGUGAGAGUGUUAAUGGUGCAAUAUUUUAGCGUAUUUUUUUCUAAUAGUGCGACUUCCUCUAUUAGACCCUUCAAAUAAACCGACCUCCUAUAGGAUGGUUGAAAAAUAAACCGACUCCCUCUAUUAAACCGACCCCUAUUAAUAAACCGACCUCCUAGUGGAUGGUUGAAAAAUAAACCGACCGGUCGCACUAUUAGAGGAAAUACGGUAUAUGAUUUUUAGAAUAAUUUCUGUUAGAGACCGGAUUCGAAGUGUCGUACGAGAGGCGUACUGGAUAUCUCAAAUAAUCUUUUUUCUGUUAUCUCCCCCCAUUUUUCUUUCCUUCUUUCAAAAUUGUCAG
Messenger RNA from Meloidogyne enterolobii, 706 nucleotides. The record is from the annotation of a GenBank genome assembly. Lineage: Eukaryota; Metazoa; Nematoda; Chromadorea; Rhabditida; Meloidogynidae.